AUGAAGGGACCAGAGAUAAAGAUUCUUCUCAAGGCACAGAGAGAUCCAAAUUAUCAGUUUCUUCAACCAAUGGAAAUUCCCUCCGCCGUGGAGAAAUCGAAACGACUCCAACUUCAUCUGCCUUAUCUCCGAUGGGGUCAGCAUAGAUUCAUCAGGUGCGUGAAGCUACCUGUUUUCCUCACCUUUAUUUCUUCGUCUCCUUCUCCCUAUUGA
Eruca vesicaria subsp. sativa (arugula) is the source of this 213-nucleotide messenger RNA. NCBI's taxonomy places the organism in Eukaryota, Viridiplantae, Streptophyta, Magnoliopsida, Brassicales, Brassicaceae. The record is from the annotation of a GenBank genome assembly.